This is a messenger RNA of Staurois parvus, 609 nucleotides long. The record is from the annotation of a GenBank genome assembly. Lineage: Eukaryota; Metazoa; Chordata; Amphibia; Anura; Ranidae.
AUAGUGAAUGUCCAGUGCUGGGCCUCAGAGUACCCAGAAAAGAUUAACUGUACCUGGGAUGUCCGGCCUGACUCUCACUUACACACUACCUUCAUUUCUACCUAUAGGUUGGGAUGGACUGAUCAGGACCAUACGAGCCAGUGCCUUCAGCUUGACUUUAAUCCAUACAGCUGCCAGAUUACAGACUUCAAGAUGUUUGCAGACGUUCCAUACAUUGUAAAUGUGACUGCUGUCAAUCCACUGGGAUCAUUUACGCUACUGCAUCACUUUUUUGUAGAGAACAUCAUACGGCCAGAUCCACCUGUGAAUGUAAGCUUAUCCCUUGUACAUGGAGAUAGCAGGAAACUAUUACUGCAGUGGAGCCCACCUCUUUCUUGGCCAUAUCCAGACUAUUUCCCGCUGUCUUAUUUGAUCCGCUACAGAAGGACGGGUGUUAAACUGUACAAAGUGGUUGGGCCCUAUGAGCAGACUUCUUUCCUUAUCAUGGGAAACCGCCCCGGGUCCACUGUACUUGUGCAAGUUGCGGCCAGGGAUUUUACCGGAGCAGGACACUACAGCGAAUGGAGCACAGUGGUGACUGGACAACCAUGGAGACCACAUAGAAGCUAA